Molecule: messenger RNA, 932 nt
Organism: Oryza brachyantha (malo sina)
Lineage: Eukaryota; Viridiplantae; Streptophyta; Magnoliopsida; Poales; Poaceae
Product: cucumber peeling cupredoxin-like
Exons: 2
Coding region: 151-738 (195 amino acids)
Cellular component (GO): plasma membrane
Molecular function (GO): electron transfer activity
Source: RefSeq, a predicted model, not a curated record
CGCAACCGCCGAUCUCACGCACGCUACAAAUCCUUACCACCUUCCUCCACGGCUCCACUGAUCGCCGCCGGCCGCCGUGUCAACCGCACGUACGCUGCACGCACGUCAUCUCUGGGUCUCCUUCUCCGGUGACCGAUCGAUCGAUCAGCCAUGGCGGCUUCUUCGUCUCGUCUCCUCCUGCUCGUGUCCGUCGUCGUCCUCGCCGCCGCCGCCGCUUACCCGGCGGCUGCGGGGAAGGGGAGGCGGUACCAGGUCGGGGGCACCGGCGGGUGGGUCGUCCCGCCGCCGGAGGAGAAGGAGGCGUACUACGUCCGGUGGGCGUCGUCCGUCGCCGUCUACGUCGACGAUUCCAUCGAGUUCGUGUACAGGAACGACUCGGCGAUAAAGGUCACCAAGGCCGGGUACUACCACUGCAACGAGACGGCCGGCAUCGACUCCGGCGACGUGCCCGCGCCGGCCGACGGCGUCAGGGUCUUCCACCUCUACGCCCCAGGCCUCGCCUACUUCGCCAGCGCCGACCUCGACCACUGCAACAAGGGCCAGAGGCUCAUGGUCAACGUCCUCGCCGCCGAUCAGCCGCCGGCGCCGCCAGCGCAGGGCCCGUCGUCCGCCGUGGCGCCACCGCUCUCGCCGUCACCGGAGCCGUCGACGGACUACAGCGGCGCCGACGGAGCGGCCGGCUCCGCCUUCGCGGCUGCCGCGAUGAUGGCGCCCAUCAUCAUGGCCGCCUUGGUUUGAUCAAUUAGCUAGCGUCGUCGCUGUCGAUCGUUUAGGAUCAGUGUGCAUGGUCGCUCAGACCGUUAAUUAGUGUGCGUUAAUUAACUCGAGUGUGACAUCUCGUUAUCUGCAUUUCGUUUAAAAUGUGUCGUUCCAUGUGUUUUAGUUCAGUAAUUGAUCAAUAGUUGCUUAAUUUGUUCCUAUGAGAUCAUCAA